Molecule: messenger RNA, 3298 nt
Organism: Durusdinium trenchii
Lineage: Eukaryota; Dinophyceae; Suessiales; Symbiodiniaceae
Source: the annotation of a GenBank genome assembly
UGAGUAAUAAUUAGCGUCUUAGUUGCCUAGUCACAUUUUGUAGCUUUAUGUCGGCCCGCCAAUGACGACCUUGGUGCAAGCAGAGUAGGCAUCAUAAUGUACCCAUGGCAGAAUGGUGGAAUAGUGCAAGUGUAUGCCAAGGGCCCGAGCCCGUUUCCAAUUGGACAACCUGUGCCCCAUCCUGUCUCAUAUCAAGGGGCCUAUGCGCAGCCCUAUGUGCAGCCUGUGCAACCACCAAUGCCGCCGCCACCAAUGCUUCAGCCAGACCGACCUCCCAGACACAGCACACAACUGAGGGAGAUAUCCCUCCAAUACAGCUAUGAAGAGCUGUCAGCGGCAACGAAAAAUUGGCACAACUCUGAGCGCUUGGGCUCUGGCUCCUAUGGCUCUGUGUUCAAGGGAGAGUUGGAGGAUGGCUCAGAAGUGGCGAUCAAGGCAAUUGACUUGAAAGCUCUGGGAGCCGAGUCUUCGGGAUUUGAAGAGGAGGUGCAGAUGCUCAGCAAAUUCCGUCAUCCCAACUUGGUGACCCUGCUUGGCUGGGCCAAGCACGACUUGAAUCGCUACUUAGUGUACGAACUCCUCUCGGGCGGCGAUUGUUUUCAGCGCCUUCAGAAGAGUAAGAAACCGUCUGCUGGAUGUCCCUUUCACUGGUUUGAGCGCUUGAGCGUUUGCCUGGAUGCUGCGGCAGGCCUCUCGCACAUGCACAACUCCAAGCCGAAAGCCUUCCACCGUGACAUCAAAUCUGCGAACAUAUUGCUGGAUCGGCAUGGCACGGCCAAGAUGGCAGAUUUUGGCCUGAGUUGUGCUGCAGGGAAGCUAGACUCGCUCCAUGUGACUGUCCGCACAAUUAGUGGGACUCCAGGCUACGCCUGUCCAAUCUAUUCUCGCACGGGACGAGUGACGGAAGGCGGUGAGGUAUACUCCUUUGGCAUGGUGAUGUUUGAGCUUUUGACUGGCCUGGCUCCAGCCACAGCUGAUGCCAGCAGGAAAGGUGGAAUUGCCUAUCAAGUGGCUGAAGCAGUGGAGCAAGACAGCCCUGGCGCGCUUGAACGCUGCAUGACCCACCUUGACUGCCACGCUGGAUGGCCCACGCAAUUAGCUCGGGAAAUGGCUGAAAUGGCUUUACGGGCUGUACAGCCGAAUGAUGAAGAGCGCCCUCGCUUUGUGGAGCUGGUUAAGGCUUUGCGAAAGCACAACGAGCGAUUCCCAAAGCCUUCCCAGCCAUCAACUUUCAAUGCUGGGGGAGUACCUCAAUUGCCUCAACAUUUGAUUUCUCCAGAGCAGAUUCAACCGGCCCAGCAGCCUGCAGCCAAUGAACAGCACACGCCGCAAGCUCAUCCAGCAAAGAAGGUCGUGCAGCCAGAGGACUUAAAUGGAAGACCGCCGCAAGUAAAGGUUCCAAGCCCAAUGCUUCUUCCACCUGCCAACAGUGCCCUGGCAACCUUUGGAUUGGAGUAUGUUUCAGCCUCCGGCACGGAACCCGAUGGAAUCCCACAAGGAUUCCAUUGCGUCUAUUUGAAGCCCAGUCCUGAUUCUCAAUGCUCGUCGGACAUGUCGACAUUUGCGAUUGGACGAAGCCAUCAGCAGAAAGCUUUUGAAGUUUGGGUUCCUGACACCGCGCUGCAAUGCUGCAUCUCCCGCACAGCCUUCGAAAUUCUUUGCGGUGCAAAGGGGGAAAAUGCAUUUCUGACAGUUCGAGGCCAAGGAACUAUUUCCGUUGAUGGGAAGGUGGCGCCUCGCGAAAUUGCAGUCCCCUUGCAAGUUCGCUCAGAAAUUACAUUUUCACAUGCAGCAGAAGGGACCAUAAUACUGCGCUUGCGUUACCUGCCGGCCUCUGAGUUCACUCCCAAAGUGGAAGGACCAACUUCUCCGCCUCCCAGACGGACAGUUCGAAGAGCAGAUGAGAUUGCAUCAGACAGCGACGUGAGAAGUGUUUCUGCUAGACCACGAACAGCUUGGGUGCUUGCCUGUGUUCAUGUCGAAGGAUUGACGCCAGGGCAGAUUGCAGAACUUCGGAGCGCUGUUAGGGACAUUCAGGUGUCUCAAUUUCCGAUGAUGUUGGGACGUUUGCAUCAAAUUCAGCUGGAGGCUUUGGUGAAAGCAGCCGACAAACCCAAACUGGCUACCUUCAUCUCCCGAACUCACGGGAAGCUCGAAGUUGAUCCUGAUGGUGUCCUUCGCUUGUCCAACGUGAGCCCAAGCUCCAACCCGCUCUAUGUCGGAGAUGAUCAAGUUCUGCCUGGCCAGAGCCAAAGGUUAGAGAACGGCCAGGAGUUGGGCUUUGCUCGGGACGAAUCUGGAGUCCACGUGCACUUCUUGAAGUUCAAGGUGGUGCAGGUCGACCAUAUUGACAGAUUUGCUUCUCCUCCUGGUCGGCACUUGGAGGCUGGUCCAAGACGAGGAAGCGGUGAGAUCCACUUAUCGCCCCCACGUGAUGCUAGAUCCCAGCGCCCAACUCAAGCAGAGAACUCCGAUGCGCAGGCUGCCCCAAGGAGAGCAAGCGGCGAGAUUCACUUGUCCCCUCCGCGCAACAACGCCAGAUCGCAGCGCCCAACUCAAGCGGAGAGCUCCGAUGCGCAGGAGGUGCAUUUGUUGACCUUAUCGCCGCCGCGGCGGAAAGUUAGUCGAGACCCUUCAGCUUCCUCUCGGGUGAGUGGAUCCUUAAGAUACCACGAAGAAGUGGCUCGGAUCAGGCCCGCGAGCUCUACAGUUCGCUUAGUAUUGUCGGGUGAAGGUGUAAAGGAUAACGUGCCAAGCGCAGACCGGCAAAUUGGUCCGAUCUCGCUUUUGCAGCAGCCGGACCACACAUUGAUACGAACCCUGACAUCGAACCCCAUUUGGCGCGUCAGAUCUGAUGCAGAGCCGGUGGAAUUGCAACGGGGCGAGCCCGUUGAUUUGCAGUCAGGGGAUCGGAUUGCCCUUGGCACGGGUAGUGACAACGCCCCAGAAUCUGCAGUCCAAAGUCUUUGCUGGCUGUUCACUGUUGAAGGCACUGAACUAGCACAGGCCAAUAGUUUCGAGGGCUGCCGAACACCACCAUCCCCAGGUGGAGCGGGGCCUCGCAUCUCUGAUCUUCCGCCCAUCAUCCGUGUGUUGAGGACAGACCGGUCUCUGAGCCCUGACAGUCCUGCGAGCCCUGCACGUGAACGAAUCAUGUCUGAGGGCGGGCCAAAAGCCAAGGCCAAGAGCCGCUACAAGUAGGCAAGUCCAGCUGAAACAAGUUGGAUUCUGCAAAGACUGAAUCUGUUGUUAGCUUCUAAGUGUUUCCCUGGAUUUCGAACAGACCGGAUCAAGAGGG